UGCUUGAGCACUGUUGACUUGUCUGGUCCUAGCUGAAGUGUCACUGUUCCUUUGAACAUUUGGCAGUAGACACACCUCCACACACACAGACAAGCGUGCGGCGGCAAAAAGCUCACUAAACCUCCAGCACCACAGCUCAAACUCCACUCCAGCGGACUACUUCAACAGGCUGGGUGCUUUUCUGCCUUUGCUCGGGUGGUUUGGAGAGAUUUUUUGAAUGUUCUUCACAUCUUUCUCUGACUCGUAAUUAAAGGGGACUCUCUGCUUUUUUGCCUUACAUCUGCAGUUCAGCUGUGUGUGGAACAUGACAGAUUUGUUGGCUUCUAAUGCUGCACGACAAACGAGCUGCUGGAUGUUUUUAGGAUAACCGAGGGUGAGGUGAAAAGCCGUCAUUGAUGGUAUUGUUCAAGAUUUGGAGAUACUGUGGUAUAAAAUGCAAGUUUAAAUGCACCCUCGUCUUGACAUCUGAGUCAACAGUAUAACAGGUCAAAGGUUUUAAGGCACCAAAUGUUUUGUGUACCUAAAGUAGCCAUGUGUCUCUUUGCUGAUGCUUGUUGCUUUUCAUAUUCAGAUUGAAAAUAUAAUUCGAUAUAACUGCAACAUGGAAGGAACAGCAAACUAUAGCAUCCUACUUCCCCAAAACUCCACUGAGACACAACUGCCUCCAGAAUUAAUACCGUUUGUGCUGGUUGUCAUGGUAAUAAUCAUUGCGAACAUUGUUGUGGGUAACCUUCUGGUCAUCAUCGCAAUAGCUCGCACCUCGACGCUGCAGACCACGACGAACAUCUUCAUCACAUCAUUGGCAUGUGCUGACCUCAUCAUGGGGGUGCUGGUGGUGCCAAUGGGUGCCACUAUUGUCUUAACGGGUAAGUGGCAACUAAGUAAGACUUUGUGUGAGUUAUGGACAUCGGUGGACGUGUUGUGCGUUACGGCCAGCAUAGAGACCCUUUGCGUCAUUGCGGUGGAUCGGUUUAUCGCAAUUACGCGGCCACUGCGCUACAAAGUCCUUCUGAAUAAACGCAGGGCUCGCUUUAUUGUCUGCGUCAUUUGGGGGGUCUCCGCUUUGAUCUCAUUUGUCCCCAUCAUGAACCACAACUGGAAGCCAGCAGAAGAUGAUGAAGCAGCAGGCUGUUAUGAAAACCCAGAGUGCUGUGAUUUCGUAACGAACUUGCCCUUUGCUAUUAUUUCCUCUGUUGUUUCAUUUUAUGUCCCGCUGCUCAUCAUGAUAUUUGUCUAUGGACGGGUCUUCCUCAUCGCCUCACGACAGGUACAGUUAAUUGACAAGAACCGCCAGAGGUUCCAAAAUGAUUGCAUGGCCAAUCAGGUACAACCAUCGUUGCAAGGUAACAACAACGUCCCAUCAUGUAACAACGGGGGCACAAGGAGGAAGAGUUCCCGCAGACGACCCUCGAGGUUAACCGUCAUCAAAGAGCACAAGGCCCUAAAGACACUGGGCAUCAUCAUGGGCAUCUUCACGCUGUGUUGGCUGCCAUUCUUUGUGGCAAACAUCAUCAAUGUCUUUAAUCGAAAAAUGCCCUCACGAGACAUUUUUAGUUUUUUAAACUGGUUGGGCUACAUAAACUCUGGCUUGAACCCCAUCAUCUACUGUCGAAGCCCAGAGUUUCGUGUGGCCUUUAAAAAUCUUCUCGGCUGUCCCUGGAUAUCCUCUGUAAGAAUAAACUUCCUUUACAAGGACCUUAAGACUCGAUGCCCCUGCUUUCUGGGGUCUGCAGAGCAGGGAAUGGGUGGACAUUUCCAGAAGCCCCCCACAUUGACCGGGACGCUGCCUGGGGAAGGAAGUGUGGGGAGCAGCCAGAGUAGCUACAGGAGCGAUGAGCCUUCGCCGGGACCCCCGCACUCCAACGGCAGCACGCACUUCAGCGAAUUCUCCGAACCUGAGACUGAGUUCAGUAACCUACAGGAGCAGGAUGGCUGAUCCAAACGAAAAUGACUGAAAGAAACUGAGGAAGAAAUGAAGAAAGGGACUGACCUCAGGCACAGGCUGACCUUCCUCGGCAGCGACCGCAAGGGCCCAGAGACAUUACCCAUAAAACCAUCAGGGGAGCUUCCGCCAGAAAUUACUUUUUUCUGAGAAUACAGAGGCAGGAAGGGCCAACCAAACAGUCGGUAUAUGGAGAGAGUGACUGAUCCGGUACUGCUUACGGAAACGAGUAAUGGAGUGAUCCGGUACUUUGUUGAGACGAUAAGUACCACAUUGAUCCACUUCAGCCCGGGUUGCUCCGGUUUGUACGGCGAACAAUGAAUCGGACCUCUAGGACCUCUUUAGUUUUUCAAUAUUGAAACUUUAAUAGCUUAUUCGCACACGUGUUGUUAUUGUUUUCAAAUAUAAAAGACAGAUUUUGUACAAUGUCGUAUAUUAAAUUAUUUUCUAUUUAUUUUACUCCCCACAUUUUAGCUGUGAAUGUGCAAGACGCUUACCACAUUAAUAUAUAUAUGUGCUGUACAGAUGGACGCCUGCAGUUGUAAGUUGCAGUUGUUCAUUUAAAGCAGUUCAGCAACCUCAGUAUAAGCUACAAGACUUCCGGGUCUCCGCGUCGUCCCUGCAAGUGAGCAAUAAACGUGGCAAAAUGUAAGCACUGCCAAAGUACAGCUUUAGCCAACAUGAUCUUCAUAGGGAAAUUCAUUAGUAUUUUAUAAGGUGACUAAUUUGUAUGACGUGAAUUGUGCAAAAACGGCAAUUAUUAGAAAACGGCAAUGAUGAAGCCCCACCCCUAAAUCCAACGUCACUAGCGGGAAUGCAGAUCGUACUGAAACGUAUAAAUUCAUACGAAUAAGCCACCUUGUAAAAUAAUUACGAAUUUCCGUGAGCUUGUGUAGCUUCAGCAGUUUGAAUUUUAAGUGUUCUGGUUUGGUCACAUGUGUCGCUUCAUUCAGUGCAGACACAGCAAAACACCCACAGACAAUAAAUGUCAAAUUAUUCAUUCAGAUACUUUAACUUUGACACUUGUUUUUUGUUUACUUGUGUUUAAUGCUGCUAUUUUUCCAGUUUCAAUAAGCAUCACAGCCCAGAAUCCAUUUUUGCGUACGCACAAUAUCGCUUUUUUACACUAAUGUAGGCUUACAAGCAGGCACCCGGAGCCUAGUAUGCUAGAAUGUAUUUUUGACAUAGUGGGCCAUAAGGGAAUGCAUACACUAAGCUGUUGUAUAGAUGAUAUCAUUUAUUUUCCAAAAAGUGAUUCUUGGCAAAAAAUGUCGUUUGCACUGAUCAUGUUUCAGAGCGCUCUAUAAUAGAUUUCACUACACCCCCUCCCCACCAAAAAGAAAACUUUUCAGUAAGGAUUUGCAAGUUAGCUGUAUUCUGGAUCAGCAAGAUGUGAGAGCAAUGUGAUGAUCUAAGAUGUUGGUUUAAUGGUGGUUUUCUGGUGUAAUUUUAACAAAAAUGGACCCUGCUUGUGAAAAGCUAAAUGUUUUCUAAUACAGUAUAAUGUAAAGAACAUUUUGUGAAAACGUUAUCUUGAUACUGACAAAGAUUGAAAUGACUUUGAUGCUCCACAUUUCAUUAUUAGAUUAUGAGACUUUAAAAAAAUUAUGAUUUAAGGUACAUGUACUUUUAUGAUUUGGUACAGAUAAAAACUGUAUUAAGUUAGAUAACAAAACUGAGUAAAAGUGAAGCCAGAGAUAUCUGUAAAAAUGUAAUAAUUGUUUUUAAAUUAUAUUGAGCUAUUGUUUAUUGAUUGAAUUGGUGUUAUAUGACAUUUUAAACACAUCUAGACAUCUUAAGCAAACAAGAAUCCGGUCUGCCUGUUGUACAUAAUUCCCUUCUAGUUGUGUUUUAUUGUAUGUAUGUGAGGCGAAAAAGAGCUUUCAAAAGGCUCGAAAUGAUUCAAUAAAUAAAAACUGUUAAAGAUA
Molecule: messenger RNA, 3870 nt
Organism: Misgurnus anguillicaudatus (oriental weatherfish)
Lineage: Eukaryota; Metazoa; Chordata; Actinopteri; Cypriniformes; Cobitidae
Gene: adrb3a
Product: adrenoceptor beta 3a
Biological process (GO): norepinephrine-epinephrine-mediated vasodilation involved in regulation of systemic arterial blood pressure; adenylate cyclase-activating adrenergic receptor signaling pathway; positive regulation of MAPK cascade
Cellular component (GO): plasma membrane
Molecular function (GO): epinephrine binding; beta3-adrenergic receptor activity
Source: RefSeq, a predicted model, not a curated record